This is a messenger RNA of Trichoderma citrinoviride, 2265 nucleotides long. RefSeq lists its product as hypothetical. Gene Ontology annotation, biological process: meiotic cell cycle; mitotic cell cycle; cytoplasmic microtubule organization. The coding region runs from base 1 to 2265 and encodes 754 amino acids. The transcript is spliced from 2 exons. The record is from RefSeq and is a predicted model, not a curated record. NCBI's taxonomy places the organism in Eukaryota, Fungi, Ascomycota, Sordariomycetes, Hypocreales, Hypocreaceae. Gene Ontology annotation, cellular component: centrosome; gamma-tubulin complex; equatorial microtubule organizing center. Gene Ontology annotation, molecular function: microtubule minus-end binding; gamma-tubulin binding.
AUGCUCCACGAAAUCCUCCUCUCGCUCUCGGGCCAUCCGUCGCCUCUCCUCCGAGCCGGAGCUGCCGAGUCGGGCGCCGUGUCUGGCGUCACGCCCUCGGAACGGCAGCUGCUCGCGUCGGCAGCGCAUCUGAGCGACAUCCACAUCAAGCUCAUCAAGUACGCCGGCCAGACUGCCGGCGCGCACCCGUCGCCGAUAUGUCGGGCCGUGGGGACGGCGAUACAGUCCAUACAUCUGUCUGCCUUUCAGCGCAAGAUCCUCGAGGUGGAGGAGAGCAUACUCAAGGAAGACCCGGAGCUGGUGGGCGAAUACAACAUUGUGCCCCUGACGGCUGUCAUGGGCGAGUUUACGCAAUGGACGCGGCUUUUCGAAUGGCUUUGGGAUAUCGUUCAGUUCAUGAUGACAAAGGACGAAAAGGGCGCUUGCCGAGGCUCGCAGAUCAUGAACCGUCUGCGAACCGAGCUGCUGAGCGGUUACCGGGACGUGGAGGAGGCGGCCAUGAGCUUGGUCAAGGUCGCAGAGACUGCGUGGCUGAAACAAGUGUCGGCAUGGGUCCUCUAUGGAAGACUGCCGAAUCUGGGAGGCGAUGACUUUUUCAUCCAAAAGGUGGAUGGGACAGCCGAGUACAUCUACGAACCAGAACUGCUGCCGGGAUUCGUCACGCCCGCUACAGCGGCAUCGAUGCUGUUCAUCGGCAAGUCACUCAACCAUACCCGUGUCAGGGCCACUGUCGAUUCAGGUAUGGGAGGGCUCGAUCAUCUGUCAACAAAGCUGCAAGAGCUGGCCAGCUUGUCGUUUCCCAUCAACGGCGCCACGUUCGCGAGAACAAUUGUCUCCAUCCGACUAUCACUUUCGCAAAACACCCUUCAAAAGAUAUUACCCACAGCAAAGGUCAUUGAAACGCUGCAACUGCUGCGAGAGUUCUUCCUCCUGGGGAGAGGAGAGUUUGCCAUGGCCCUGACUCAGGAGGCGGACGAUAGGAUUCGCAACCGCUGGCGGAGAGCCGGCAACCUAGCGCACGACAGCAAAGAUGGCAUGAAGAACAUUACCGUCAAGGACGGGGAAGUCUCUGCCGUCUUGGCGAGGACGUGGGCCGUCUUGGUAGCCAUGCAGCGGAACCAAGUCGAGGAAGACGAGCUGCUGGAGCUGGCGAGAGACCUGCUUCGGCUACACCUCACCAAAGCCACUCUGCCACCAGUCACCGUCAGUCCAGGCCUGAAUGCCGACGAGGCCAAGCUGGUGGCGUCAUCUCCAUUCCGAAAUCUGCUCUUCUCAACUCCCGCCACCCUAUCCAUUCAGCUCCCAUCACCGCUCGACAUGGUCAUCUCGCCCUCAGACCUCCAGCUGUACUCGUGCAUCAACUCCUACCUCUUGUCCAUGCGUCGAGCCCACAUUCGUCUCACCGACUUAUGGAAGAUCACAUCUCUACGACGGCAUCAUCCCGCCCCCCGCGGCGCAACCGAGUAUGCCGGCAUUCUCCGAGAGCGGUGGUCGGCCCGCGCAGCAGCUCUUCGAAGCUCGUGGACGACUGCGAGCGCCGCCAUCUUCUUCCUCGCCGAAACAGAGGCCUUCUUCCAGACGGAAAUCGUAGAAGGUCUUUGGGAAGGAUUCCUCACCUGGCUGACGGGGAAAGACAGGCGGCGAGAGGGCGGUCGUUCUGGUGCGGCCACUCCGGCGGCGCAUUCAGCCAAGCACAGCACGACGACAAUGGACUGGAGGCCCAGCUCCUCCAGCAACGCCGCCAAUCCAAACGAUGUGUCCAGGAUUCUCUCACGGCCUGCCCCUGAUCCGCAAACCCUCGCUACCGCUCACUCCCUGUAUCUCCGCACGCUCGUCCACCGGCUUCUCCUCACGCAGCCUGCGUUUACAAAUCUUCUCUAUACGCUCCUCAACCACAUCGACCAUCUCAUCACACACAUCCAGCGAUUGCACUCCAUCUUCACAUCGAUAGACCUCGAGACCGACGCCGGGGUAGUCGACUCGUCCAUGGAUCUCGGCCACGAGGAACGCCAGACAAUGGCGCUCCUACGGGGCGUCGAGGGCAAGAUCCAGCGGGGCAUCGAAGACGUCAUAGCCGCGCUGCGGGCCUUGGAGGGAGACGUCGAGUUUCUCGCCAGGUGGGAGGGGCUGGACGGGACGGUGGAUGUGCAGGACGAGUAUGGCGAUGGGGAGAGGUACAUCCCCGUCAGGGUCGGGGGGAUCAAUCGGCUGUUGAUGAAGCUGGAUUUUGGGACGUGGAUUACCACGCAGGGGGAGUAUGUCUGA